This is a messenger RNA of Egretta garzetta (little egret), 2371 nucleotides long. RefSeq names its product c-Maf inducing protein (gene CMIP). The transcript has 20 exons. The coding region runs from base 323 to 2083 and encodes 586 amino acids. NCBI's taxonomy places the organism in Eukaryota, Metazoa, Chordata, Aves, Pelecaniformes, Ardeidae. Gene Ontology annotation, cellular component: nucleoplasm; cytosol. The record is from RefSeq and is a predicted model, not a curated record.
GCUUGGGAGAAGUGGGAGAUGCUGGUGCCAGGCGGCACCAUGCAGAUAACGGUGCUUGGAUUAAAUGCAUUCAGUCUAUCUGUGUAGAACACUGUGGAAAGAGCGCUGGUGAAAUGACCGUUGACUUUCCAAAUUCCUCUUACUGUUGAGUCCUGUUCAUCAAUAGAAGCGUGGGGAUUCCCUAAAGGCUGCAAACAGCUACCUGAGGGAUCAGUGGUUCCAUUCUUUGCAGUGGAAGAAAAAGAUUUACAAGUACAAGAAGGUGCUCAGUAACCCCAGCCGCUGGGAGGUGGUGUUGAAGGAGAUCAGGACGCUGGUGGACAUGGCGCUGACGUCUCCGCUUCAGGAUGACUCUAUUCACCAAGCACCACUGGAGAUCGUCUCAAAACUGCUCUCCGAGAACAACAACUUAACCACUCAAGACCACGAGAGCAUUAUUGUGGCAAUUGCACCUUUGCUGGAAAACAACCAUCCUCCUCCUGACCUCUGUGAAUUCUUUUGCAAGCACUGCCGAGAGCGCCCGCGGUCCAUGGUUGUGAUAGAAGUGUUCACACCAGUGGUACAGAGGAUUCUCAAACACAACAUGGAUUUUGGGAAGUGCCCUCGGUUGCGGCUGUUUACUCAGGAGUAUAUUCUGGCUUUGAAUGAGCUGAAUGCUGGAAUGGAGGUGGUGAAGAAGUUUAUUCAUAGCAUGCACGGUCCAACUGGACAAUGCCCCCAUCCCAGGGUCCUGCCAAAUCUUGUAGCUGUCUGCUUAGCAGCCAUUUAUUCGUGUUACGAGGAAUUUAUCAACAGUCGAGACAAUUCACCAAGCCUGAAGGAAAUUCGGAAUGGCUGCCAGCAGCAGUGUGACCGAAAGCCUAAUCUCCCCCUCCGCCUUCUUCAUACAAGUCCUGACCUGGUCUCUCAAGAGGCCACCUUGACUGAAUCCCGUCUCAAACCGGUUAUUGUCACUUCAAAUGAGAUCCACGUGGAAGUGGAGCGCAACAACACAGCUAAUCAGAAGAUGACAGCCAACGUUGGCAAUGACAGCGAGCCCAACCUGAUUGACUGCUUGAUGGUCAGUCCUACCUGCAGCACCAUGAGCAUCGAGCUGAGUGCCCAAGCAGACAGGAUCCUUGGCUGUUAUGUUGAAAUACUCAAGAUGCUGUCAGACUAUGAUGACUGGAGACCAGCACUGGCUAGCUUGCUUCAACCCAUCCCAUUUCCCAAGGAGGCUCUUGCACAUGAAAAAUUCACAAAGGAGCUGAAAUACGUGAUUCAGAGAUUUGCAGAAGACCCGAGGCAAGAAGUCCACUCAUGUUUGCUGAGUGUGCGGGCUGGCAAAGACGGCUGGUUCCAGCUCUACAGCCCUGGAGGAGUGGCAUGUGAUGAUGAUGGAGAGCUGUUUGCCAGUAUGGUUCAUAUUUUAAUGGGAUCCUGCUAUAAAACAAAGAAGUUCCUGCUUUCACUGGCUGAAAAUAAAUUAGGACCUUGCAUGCUACUGGCUUUGAGGGGUAACCAGACGAUGGUAGAGAUUUUGUGUUUGAUGCUGGAAUACAACAUCAUCGAUAAUAACGACACCCAGCUCCAGAUCAUCUCUACCCUGGAAAGCACAGACGUGGGAAAGAGAAUGUAUGAACAGCUGUGUGACAGGCAGAGGGAGUUAAAAGAGCUGCAAAGAAAAGGUGGUCCCACAAGGUUGACACUGCCAUCCAAAUCCACAGAUGCAGACCUGGCCCGCUUGCUGAGCUCGGGAUCUUUUGGAAAUUUGGAAAACCUCAGCCUGGCCUUUACCAAUGUGACAAGUGCUUGUGCUGAGCACCUCAUUAAACUGCCUUCACUCAAGCAGCUGAACCUGUGGUCAACUCAGUUUGGAGAUGCAGGGUUGCGGCUUCUGUCUGAACACCUCACCAUGCUGCAAGUGCUCAACCUCUGCGAGACUCCUGUCACGGAUGCUGGGCUGCUGGCGCUUAGUUCCAUGAAGAGCCUGUGUAGUUUAAAUAUGAACAGCACCAAACUUUCAGCAGAUACCUACGAAGAUCUCAAGGCUAAACUACCCAACCUGAAAGAAGUGGAUGUCCGCUACACCGAAGCAUGGUGAACUCUCCCUGCCUCCGACUCUUCUCUUUUGCUUCUCAUGAGAAGGAAAAGAUUUUUAAAACAAACAGAGAAAAACAAACCGGAAAAUAACUUUUGGCUAAUACCUGUAGAGCAGUGAGUCCUGGGACUUGGUGGUAGGAGUUGUGGUUGUGGGGUAGAGGAGUGGCGUUGUGUGUGUCGGGGGGAACCGGGCAAGCCUGGACCCUGCCGGAUUCUUUAAGCUUUGUGAUUUCGGAAUCAACAUAAUUUAAGUUGAAAAGGAGAAAAAAAAAAAAAAAAAAAAAAAGAC